Penicillium arizonense is the source of this 402-nucleotide messenger RNA. RefSeq lists its product as uncharacterized. The transcript has 3 exons. The coding region runs from base 1 to 402 and encodes 133 amino acids. NCBI's taxonomy places the organism in Eukaryota, Fungi, Ascomycota, Eurotiomycetes, Eurotiales, Aspergillaceae. The record is from RefSeq and is a predicted model, not a curated record.
AUGCUUAAGAGUUCUUUCUGGCUACUCGCUUGUAGCCUUGUGGCAGCUCAUGCGCAUGAGUCCGAUAAAGCUGUUGCCGCUUUGGAUGAUGGCACUCGAAUGAACUUCUACCCUGGCGGCGGAGGUACCGGGGAGGAGCGUGAGAUGGGCAACUCGCCGUGUAAGGCUUGGUGUGCAAAGCAGGACCCGAACAAAUUGCGUUUGAGUGCGAAAUGCCCGUUGCCAUACGAAGGAGGCUACAAAGGAGUGAUAAAAGGACUGCCAAUGCUCGAAAAUAUCCUUUGUGCGUUCGGAAUGUCGACCUUCGAGGCCUUGGUGGAGCUUGCAAUCGAUGUAAUUACCGGCGCAGGCAAAAUCCAGGCAGGACUCAAUGCUCCCGUUGUUGCGGCGGACUCUCGAUGA